CCUCCUGCACAUUCCUUACACUUCCUGGGAGAGGAGGAGGCUCCGAGGGACUGAGGCCUGGGACUCUGCUCUCACUCCGGCCGGGACGGGCCUGUGAUCCUGUGUCUGCUCAUGGCUCUGAUCCCACUGCAGUCUAGAACUGUGCUCUGGAUCUAGGAGUGUCUAGAACCGCAGACCUUUCAGGAGCUGUUUUUGGGAUUCAUGGCGCAGAUCGGACCUGUGGGGGAUACUGCGGCCAUCAUGUGCAGGUCUCGCUGUCCACAAUGCCAAGAGUCGUUCUCGGACCCCCGAGUCCUGCCCUGUCUACACACUCUGUGUAUGAGCUGCCUCCAGAGCCUGGAGCCCUUCAGCAUGCAGGAAAGAGGGCAGAAGCCGGCGACCCAGCAAAGCGUCCUAUGCCCAGUGUGCGACUCCGAAGUAUCGCUACCGCCCGGAGGAAUCCCAGAUUUAAUACCGGACCUACUGGCACAAACAGAAGUGCUGCUUGAGCGUCUGCGGCGCGGUGGGGAUGAGAUGCCAUGUGAUCUGUGCGGAGACGGAAAGGGAGAGAGGCGAUGCCUGGACUGCAGGGUGACCAUGUGCGAGUUCUGCUGCCUGGCACACAGACGACAGAAGCGAACGGCCGGUCACUCCCUGCUGCCCCUGCAGGACCUUCCUCCAGGCUCCUCUCUGUCUCCAGCUCCAGUCUGCACCCUCCAUCCUCUAGAGGAGCUGCGCCUGUUCUGCGAGUCCUGUGCUCUUCCGUCCUGUCGGGACUGUGCUCUGGUCAAGCACUUGGGACAUGAGAUCCGUCUGGUCGUGGACGUUGCAGGGAGGCAUCGAGCACAGUUGCAUGGAGCUUUAGUAAAGUCUGGACCUCAGCUGGAGGCCCUGGAAAAUGCACUUCGUACCGUGCAGGAAGUGGGAGAAGAUUUAAAGAGUAGUGCGAACCUUCUGCGAAAGGAGGUAGAGGCUUUCACGGAGGGCUAUAUACGCGCAAUUCAGGAUCACAAAGUGAGGCUCCUCCAAGACAUAGAGGAGGAAGUACGCCGGAAAGACCAAGCCUUGAGCCUACAAAGAGCUCGGAUACAUCAGCAGCUGGCGGACGUCCGAACUGCCACCACAUUCACUCGAGACCUGCUAGACCAUGGACCAGACCUUCAUAUUGUCCGAGCCAAGGCCUUGGUAAUUGGUCGCUUGAAUGAACUAAACCAAGGAGACAAAAGCCAAAUGGAACAAACAGAGGCUGACAGGAUUAUCUUCAAUGCCACCGAGAAGGCAGCACUAUGCCAAGGCUAUCAGAUGUAUGGCUUGGUGCAAAGAGGUGGUGUGGAUCCCGAGAGGUGCCAGGUCAGAGGACAAGGUCUCCAGACUGUGCAGCAGGGAAAUCUCUCCAGCUUUACCCUCAUCUGUAACACUAACUCUGGAGAUCAGCUGGAACAUAAAGGGGCACCACCUAGGGUCAUCAUUCUGCAUAAGGAAUCGGGCAGAUCUGUGCCAGUCUCCAUCCAGGAUAACCAAGAUGGCACAUACCACAUAUCCUACACCCCAACUGAGGCGGGUCAGGUUUCCAUAAGUGUGUGUAUGAAAGGACGCCACAUCAGGGGCUCCCCUUUUACCGUGAACGUGAGGGGGACAUCGCGCCAGCAUAGUGGGGUCUAUCACUGCUGCACAUUCUGCUCCAGUGGUGGCCAGAAGGAUGCCCGAUGUGGAUGUGGUGGUUCAAUGCCAGGUGGUUUUCAGGGUUGUGGUCAUGGGCACAAAGGUCAUCCCGGCCAGUCCCACUGGUCAUGUUGUGGAUCCACCUCUGAGACAUCCGAGUGCACCGGUGUGAAGGACUCGGCCCCCCGCAAUCUGCUGCGCACUGUAGCUUUAUGAUGAUUGGAGAUGUUGAAGGACUCGGCACCUGCAAUCUGCUCCGGACCGUCAUUUCAUGAUGGUAGGAGACAUUUCUGGGGUACUAGUCAGAUUCGGUUGCACCCUGGACUACGCUUUAUGGUCAAAGUGGUGGCAAUAAGACGACAAUUCACAUCAAAAUGAAAAGUGCCCUAUAGUUUGUGCAAUAUUAAUUGGGUCUUGAGCCCUUACACAAUGUCAGCCUGAGAAGACUGUUGGUGAUCCAGGCUGGAAAUAGUAUUUAUGUCCCACGGUGCGUCGUGUCCUACAGAUGUGUUUUAUACCUUAGUUGUCACAUUGUCCAUGUGAAAACUGCAGCUUUCAUAGAUAACGGGAGAUAAGGGGCUGCUACAGUGUAGACACCUCCAUAUUGUAACUCUUCAGAUGUCAUCUCCCCGCCAACUGCUCCGAGCGAGACCACACAAAGGCUCCAGGAUCAGAAUCACCGUCAUUCAGUAGCUGUCUCUGUGCCACAACGUGGCGAGGAGCCACCUGAGAACAGUCACCUGUAUUCAAGGAGAACUUUCUGGCUGCUUUUCUGUGGGGUUUAGGUUUGGCAUCAGAUUCCGCCUCUGUUACUCUCCAUCAAUUUUGAGUUAUUGUCCUCUUGUAAAACGGACUGACCGAGCUGAAAACACGUGGGAUGGUUGGCGAAGUGUUUGGCAGUCCUGCCAGGCAAGUGCCUCCGGUUAUAAUAAAUCACCUACAGUGUCACCAACUAUCACCCCCACCGUCACGCAGGAUUCUUCAGAGAGAACACCACAUCCUGAGCAUCAUCUCCUCAUCCCGCAAAGAUACAGAAGAUAGAACCAAAGAUCUUGCAUUUGGAUUUGUCAGAACAAAUUUCUGCUGUUGUCUGAGCUCCUUGGGGUCGACGUGAACUCAGUGGUUCAUCUCCAUGGCCUAUGAGGAGAAUACUGCUUGGCCUUUCGUCUGCUGAUCCUCAUGUACGAAGGUUAGGGGCAGACUGGGAACUUAAAGUGGCCCCGUUUUGUAGUCGGUCCAAAUUGAUGGAAGCCAGCAAUACCAUUUUGUGGCCCAAUAGAGACAAAUACCACAGUCCAUCACAAAAUACUGCCCCAAAAACUUCGACUGGCCGGCCGUGAGGAGGGACCAGGCGACCCCCCGGGAAAUUUCCCUGUAAGGUCUAUGGCCAAUCCGCCCCGACGGAGGUUCUGCUGCACAUGAAGGAACUUUCGAAGUUGCUGGAUUUUUCAGGAUUCAUUCCUUGUGCACAGUCCAGACAUUGAUUAUCAUCGUCUUCCAACGUUCUCCACGUCAAACCUCCAGAAAUGUUCUAGAUAAAAAUGUUUUCACAGAAUUUUUCUUUCAUAGAGACAAUAACACCCAGGCAUCAACUGCACGGUUUAAAAUAAAGACGAAUUUCAAGAGUUUGCAGCGAAUCUCCACCUUUUAUCAUCCGGUUGUCUUGUCCCACAUGUGACGUACACAUUAAACGGAUGCCUCCGACAGA
Molecule: messenger RNA, 3349 nt
Organism: Bufo gargarizans (Asiatic toad)
Lineage: Eukaryota; Metazoa; Chordata; Amphibia; Anura; Bufonidae
Gene: TRIM45
Product: tripartite motif containing 45
Exons: 6
Coding region: 202-1857 (551 amino acids)
Biological process (GO): positive regulation of DNA-templated transcription
Cellular component (GO): nucleoplasm; chromatin
Molecular function (GO): zinc ion binding; protein binding; ubiquitin-protein transferase activity
Source: RefSeq, a predicted model, not a curated record